ACGAGGUGGGAAGCGUGAAGGGAGGAACUCUUUGAACAUUCGGGGGACACGGACAUUCGAGUGGAGGUUCGUUCGUUUCCUUUCUCUUUGAACAAAGACUAACGGUGUUAUGUGUUAGUGUUAUGGUUGUUGGCAUCACAAAACGCGAUGAUGUUGCUACCUAUGUCCUACGAGGGCACGGUGCCCACGCCGCACGAAGGGAAGCUGGACUUAGCCACGGAUAUGGUCAUGGGACGCCAGGUGGCGCUGGACUUCCCCGAGGACACGAACAUGACCCGUGAGAGCGAGCACUGUGUCCCUUUGGAGGCGUACUCUCUGCCGAGCUGCGUGACCCUGCUCGGCUGCGUCCUCGCCCUCUGCGUCACCCUCAGGGGCAAGGUGCCCCAGCAGAGCCAAGAAGCGACUUACUUGGUCGUCAGUCUGAUCGUCAGCGUCUUCCUGCUGUCGUCAUUGUCUCUGGUCUACCUCGUGGUGCUCCUGAAGGUGCCCGAGGCGACCCUCAGGGACUCCUCCGCGUGCUACGUCAAGCUGUUCCAGCGGAUUCUCAGCGCCGUGUCCUGCCUCAGCCUCGCCUGCGUGGCGCUCGACCGCUACCUGGCCAUUUGCUGGCCGCUGCGCUACACCGACCUGCUGACGAAGACCCGCUCGCUCCUGCUCAUAGCCUGCAGCUGGCUCGCGCCCUUCCUCCUGCUGCUGCUGGCUUGCGUGGCCGACAUCUCGACGCUGUGCCUCGACAGCCGGCACACCAGCGCCACCCUCGCCACCUACGCCGCCCUCUACUUCCUCGGAGCCUCCUGCACCGUCGUCCUCUACGUCCUGGUCGCCCUCGAGUUCUGCAGGAGUCGAAGCGCGCUCCUCCCGAUGGCCUCGGCCGCGGACUUCGACGAGCGGGCCAAGAGCAAGACGACGGCCUCGGCGCUGACGGCGGCCGCGCUCUGCCUCUUCUCCAUCCCGCACACAGUCGUCCCACUCUUAAGCCCUGGCCUUCUCCACAUCAAUUUCAUUCUCGUUGUACACCUGCUCCAUCGUGUACAUAUACUCCUCUUCCUCCCCGUGUACGCCAAGAGUACUUUCAAGGCCGUUUGCGACAUGUUAAUGACAUGUCUGGUACGCGUUUGGGGUCGUUGUAACAGCUGGUGUCGCUCAGCUGAAGACGAGUCUGAGGCGAAGAUCGUGGAUGAGACGAUAUGAGUUUGUUUUGGGGAGUUUAUAUGUGUAUCUUUAUCUAUAUCAGUUUUAUCUGUCUGUCUAUUUGUCUGUCUGUUUAUACGUCUGUCUAUAUAUCUAUCUGUUUGUAUGUACUGUUAUAUUGUACAAAGAGUGUUGUUUUUUUGUUAUACAAUAAAUUAUUGUUUUUUUAUGUAGAUAUCGAGCUAUUUAUCUAUAUGUAGUUAUAGUGUACAAAAAGUUUUGGGUUUUGUUGCAUUAUAAAUUGUUAUUUUUC
Messenger RNA from Penaeus indicus, 1444 nucleotides. Its product is annotated as olfactory receptor 11A1-like. The record is from RefSeq and is a predicted model, not a curated record. Lineage: Eukaryota; Metazoa; Arthropoda; Malacostraca; Decapoda; Penaeidae. The transcript has 2 exons. Gene Ontology annotation, cellular component: plasma membrane. Gene Ontology annotation, biological process: G protein-coupled receptor signaling pathway; cellular response to hormone stimulus. Gene Ontology annotation, molecular function: G protein-coupled receptor activity; peptide binding. The coding region runs from base 148 to 1191 and encodes 347 amino acids.